Molecule: messenger RNA, 1041 nt
Organism: Cuscuta epithymum
Lineage: Eukaryota; Viridiplantae; Streptophyta; Magnoliopsida; Solanales; Convolvulaceae
Source: the annotation of a GenBank genome assembly
UUUGAGGGGUCUCUUCUUUGUCUUGGCUGAUGACUUCUCUGGCUAUAUGAGCCUGCGUAAAAGAGAGAGUACGUGAUGUGAAACUUAGACUCCUUCCAUCCUUAGUGAGAGGUUCCUUUGUGAGAGCUUGUUAAUGGGAGUGUGAGGGAUAUACCCCUGCUGAGUGGUGGAGUGGCUAAACACCUUAGUGGUGUGUGUGAGUUGAGCCUAGAGGUUGGAGCUUGAGUCAGAGACGGAAAUACUCCCAAUAGUGGCAUCAGAGCAUGGUUCCACUGUCUGCUGCCGUCCAUCACCGCCAUCGCCAUCGAUCGUCGAUUCGAGGUCGUUGAAGGUCGCUGGUCAUCUCGUCGUACGCCGGCUAGGUCACUGCUGAAGCCUGGUCGAUCGUUCUGUCCUCUGCAAACCAGAUUUGCAGUUCAUCGCAGAGACCUGCGCCGACCAAUUUGGUCUUCGCCUGCCAACCGUGGGUUACCGCUCGGGCUCUGGGAGUAGUUUUAGCUUUCUGUUUUCGUUGAGACGAAGAAUGGCGCGAGUGUAGCGAGGGCUUCGAGACCAUUGACAAAAGCGAAGGUGUUUGACAACCUCGUUGCUUCACGAUUGUUGAAGGCAGACACAGGGGAGUUUUGGUAGGUAGACGCAGCAACCAUCAACGAAAUUCGACUUCAUUUGCUAUGGAGGAGGUCGUGUUCCAGUACAAAAAAUGGCUAUUGGGAAAGAAAACAACAACGUGAAUUUUGAUGACGAGGAAGAUGGAGUUUGUGAUUCAACCGCGAAGGAGGCUGCAUAUCCGGUGGUGGGAGUGGUUGUCACGGACCGGAAAAUCAGGUUUCAUGCUUUGAAGGAUCUGUUGGCUUCAAUUUGGCGACCAGGCAAAGGGGUGUCAAUCAAAGAGAUAGACAAUAAGAGGUACUCCCUCCGUCCCCCUAAGUUUGGGACGGAGGGGUGUGGUGUGGUUUUUAAGAAAAAGUGUAAUUGUGUGGUUGAUAUUGAAUUGAUAAAGUGUAAAUAAAGUAAGAAUGAAUUCUAACCACUCAAAUGUUA